Molecule: messenger RNA, 666 nt
Organism: Aspergillus homomorphus CBS 101889
Lineage: Eukaryota; Fungi; Ascomycota; Eurotiomycetes; Eurotiales; Aspergillaceae
Product: SRF-TF-domain-containing protein
Exons: 3
Coding region: 1-666 (221 amino acids)
Biological process (GO): positive regulation of transcription by RNA polymerase II
Molecular function (GO): protein dimerization activity; DNA-binding transcription factor activity, RNA polymerase II-specific; RNA polymerase II cis-regulatory region sequence-specific DNA binding
Source: RefSeq, a predicted model, not a curated record
AUGGCCGACAUCACCGCCGUCGGUGAAGAGAACCCUUCCCCUACUCAGGACGACCUGCAGCAGGCCGCCGGUAACGGCGCCGUUGACAACCGCGGCACCAAACGCUCUCGCAUGAGCGCUGCCGACGACGACGACGAUGAUGAUGACAAGCCGGGUCGCGAGCGCAGAAAGAUUGAGAUCAAGUUCAUUCAGGAUAAGUCGCGUCGCCACAUCACCUUCUCCAAGCGGAAGGCGGGUAUCAUGAAGAAGGCAUAUGAGCUCUCCGUCCUGACUGGCACUCAAGUACUGCUUCUGGUCGUGUCUGAGACCGGUCUCGUGUAUACCUUCACCACCCCGAAGCUUCAACCACUGGUGACCAAGCCUGAGGGCAAGAACCUGAUUCAGGCUUGUCUCAACGCUCCCGACCCGACCGCCAAUGAGAACGGCGUUGAUGCCCCCGAGGUGCCUGCUGAGACACCCGAAGACGUCAGCCACGCCAACGUCAACCCUCAGCAGUCGAACAUCCCCCGCCCUGCAGGCAUGCACCCCGGCUACAUGACGAAUGAGCAGCAGCAGCAGAUGGCCUACUACCAGAAUCUCCAGCAGCAGCAGCAGCAAGCAGGACAACAAUAUCCUGGCAUGCCUGUAGGCAAUCGGAUGCCCCCCCAGCACCAGCCCACCGCAUAA